Telopea speciosissima is the source of this 1071-nucleotide messenger RNA. RefSeq lists its product as uncharacterized. Lineage: Eukaryota; Viridiplantae; Streptophyta; Magnoliopsida; Proteales; Proteaceae. The record is from RefSeq and is a predicted model, not a curated record. The transcript has a single exon. Bases 1 to 1071 code for a protein of 356 amino acids.
AUGGCUAACGAAAAUGCCCAAACUGAAGCUGCUCCUUCCCUCAAACUGGCCAUUCUCCUUCACUCUCCAUACUUUCUCCAUGCAUCCGACCAGCCAAGCACACCUCUUGUUACCCCCCUUCUCAAUGGGGACAACUUUCCGACCUGGCAUCGCGCCAUGUUAAUGGCCCUUGAAGCAAAGAACAAGUUGCAGUUCAUCGACAGAUCUUUGCUCAAACCAGAUUCCACUUCAACCGAUCUACCCCAUUGGAUACGCUGCAAUAGCAUGGUGCGUUCUUGGAUUGUCCAUUCCAUUAUACCCACCAUAGCUCACAGCAUACUUUGGAUCGACUCUGCCAGAGAUGCCUGGCUUGACUUGCACACCCGCUUUUCACAGCAAAAUGCACCACGGAUAUUCAAAAUCCGUCGCUCUAUUGCAACCUUACAACAAGGUCUUGAAUCGAUUUUGGCAUACUACACCAAGUUGACGGGCUUGUGCGAUGAACUCUCCUCAUAUCGCACUUUGCCUGCCGGCACUUGUGGCUCGGCCACCACCAUUCAGGGGUAUUAUGACUCCGAUAUAUUGAUGGAUUUUCUCCAAGGUCUUCACGACUCUUAUACUGCUGUCAGUAGCCAGAUCCUCCUAAUGGAUCCCUUGCCAUCCAUUUCCAGGGCUUAUUCCCUUCUCUUGCAAGAGGAACGUCAACAUUCGCUUCAUUCUUCACAAACACCACCAAUUGACCAUGCCGCCAUGGCACUAGACCAUUCCAAAGUACCUGGACAGCGCCCAAAACCCUUUUAUCACGGUGUUUUUUAUGGCAAAGAUGGCCACUCCGAGGCCCGAUGCUUCAAAAAGCAUGGCUUCCCGGACAACAAGAACCCGCGAAAUAAUUCUAAGGGCACUUUCACACCUCGCGGCAAUACUGCCUCACAAUUUAGUCCCACAUCGCCUGUCGAGGAUAGCACUCUGUGCUUAUAUGUGGUUGCCAACCUUCCCCUGGUAGACGCAUUUUCCAGGUGCGCUGGCGCGACUCGCAUUGGUAUCAGAGCCAGCGCUCGUGGGGGGUGUACGGGGCUGUCUCGUGCGGAAUGA